Anguilla rostrata (American eel) is the source of this 5149-nucleotide messenger RNA. RefSeq lists its product as uncharacterized. Lineage: Eukaryota; Metazoa; Chordata; Actinopteri; Anguilliformes; Anguillidae. The transcript is spliced from 8 exons. The coding region runs from base 133 to 4506 and encodes 1457 amino acids. The record is from RefSeq and is a predicted model, not a curated record. Gene Ontology annotation, cellular component: adherens junction; catenin complex. Gene Ontology annotation, molecular function: beta-catenin binding; actin filament binding. Gene Ontology annotation, biological process: cell migration; cell-cell adhesion.
AUAGGACAGGUGCUUGGUGCUGAUUGUGGGCUCGAUACAGGCCAAGCAGCUCCUGGGACGAGAUCGGUCAGAGGAGUUACUCAGAAACAGAGAGCUGAACCAGGCAGAGAAGCACAAAGCCAUUAAACAGGAAUGGUGUCCUUUUUGGAGCAUGGCCUGCCUGACCUCGUUAAGACAAAGUCCAUUGAAAGGGUGGUGGCACCUGUUGUGACCCACCUGUGCCACCUGGUGCUAAUCUGUGAGAGUGGGGAGGUGUCUGAUCAGUUUGCCACACUGGAGGGAGCAGCAGAGGGUGUGGCAAAGGCAUCGAAGAACAUGGCUGCCCUCGCUUCCAAGCUCGCUGCAGAAUCAGAUGAUGAUGUCAUGAAGGCAGAGAUGGAACCAGUGGUGGCUUCCAUGAAGCUGUCGGGUCAGCACAUGCUGCUGGCUGCCCAAAAGCUCAGCAUCCAACCCCAGCUUGCUGAUCACAGAGAUGAACUUAUUUCCUGCACUCAAAAUGUCUUGCUCGGACUGCUUAAGAUCCUAUUAGUGGAGGACGAUGCCAUUGUCAGGAAGAUAGUCACAUCAGCUCACUUGCUCCUAGACUGCCUGUCCCAGCUGGAGGGGGCCCCAGACAUCCCUUCCUUACUGAGGGCAUUUCGGGGCUUCUCGGAGGCCCUUCUGCUGCUCAACGACCUGGCGGAGAGGAGAGCCGAAGACCUGCGGGACCCCGGGCAGCAAGAGCAUGUACUCACCUCCCUGGACAUCCUGAAGAAAUGUGUCUCCAUGUUGCACACGGCACUGUGCACCACCAUCAAACACCCCCAAAGUGAGCAGGCUCAGGCUGCCAAGAAGUACGUCAUGGAUCUGGUGGACUCCACCAUCAAUGGGCUCAUAUUGAUGCUGAAGAGCAGCUGCCGCGGAGGUCUCUCAGGCCCCACCGGAGGCUACACUGAUAAGCUACAGGUUUUGCUCGGGCUGUUGUCCAUCUCUGAGCAUUCUGCAAUUAGAGAGAGCAACUUUGACAGCUUGCUGGGAGACCUGGUGAUCCACUGCAUGGUGGUGGCCAACACCUCAAGGAAAUUCAUCCAGUCGACUGUCGUAAACCGUUGCCGCUGCGUCCUCCGACUCUGGUUGGAGAUAUCUCAGCAGGCAAAGUUCUCGGGAAGUUCAUCUGACCACACACAGCAAACACAGAAGGACCUGGAAGACAAAUGUACCUAUCUGAUGCAGCAGCUGCUGAAGCUUAAUGACAGCAUAGUGAUGGCCGUUCUGUACCAGGCCCUGGACGUGUUUGUUAUAGCAACAGCCCCAUUUGAUAAACUAUUAAACAUUGCCAGCAGGUCACCAGAAAGCAUUAAGCCCCUGCUCAUUGCAUUCCUAUCUCAUGCAGACCGAAUGGUCCAAGUCGCCAGCUUCAUUUCGAGUCUGUCCACAGACCUCAAGUGCAUUGAGAAUGUAGAGAGCUCCAGGGCAUGCCUGAUAAGGCUGAAGGGUGUUGUAGUGCCACUUGUACAGGAGUGUGGUAUGGGCAGCCCCCCCUCCGGGGCUUUGGAAAGGCUCCAAGAUAUUCACCAGCGAUGGGCAGAGGAGACCAGCCAGCUAACAGACUUUCUCAAUGACAUCCUGGAUGUGAAGGCACUUACUAGCCUCACCCUUCAGGAGAUGGCAGAAGACUAUAGUGGCUGUGAGAGAGCAUUUAAAGCCCAAAGUCCCAACCAUUUUAUUGAGCAUGCCACUAACCUCAUGGGUCAUAUGAACCACAUGGUUAGAUCUGUGAAGAGGCAUGUUGACCGAAGCGAUAACCCAAUCUUUCGAAAUGGGCUUCUGGUGCUGGUGAAGCAGGUGGAAGCUUCAAUAGCCGAGGUAACCACAUGUGUGGAGCGCCUCCAUUUGGAGCUUGGGUGGGACAUGGAAACAUUUUCAGGAUUUUUGCAGAAGUUUUCAAAGGCAGUUGAGCGGUUUCACACUUUAAGGGAAGGGUUGGAUGGCCUGCAACACCCACACCUCCUCAGUCCCUUGCGAGAUGAAGCUCGUCAUCCUUCAAUCUCACGGCCCACGCAUGUGUCAGAGGAGCCUGAGGGCUCCAACUUGGAUCACGAUGAAGGCCCUGAGUUUUUAUCUCUUGGAACCGAAAAAAGAAGUACAUCCAGUCCAUGUUGUGCACAGCAUGUAGAGAAAGACCCUGACAAACCUCCACUGUUGAGCGACAGCAACACUGGUGAAUCAGGGGAAAUGGAAUUUGUCAGUGAGGUGAAACCCACUCAUAUACUUAAGGAUGUUGACUUGUUACCCUUGCUGUAUGAAGUCCUAAAGGCAACCAAAGAGAAAGACGUAACAUCUCUCAGUGUGGCUUGCACAAAAGUCCUUGAGCUCUCCAACAGCUACAUACAGGCCGCCAAAGAGGCUGAUGCUAUCAUCAAUGACAUUGAGGGUCAGAGGCUGGAGGGACUGCGGUUAGAAGUGGUGGGCCUCACAUCAAUGCUGGUGCAAACUGCACAGGAGAGUGCUAUGGGGGCCGCGAUGAGCACAGACAACAUCUACAAAUACGCGACGCUAUUCUCCGAUAACAUUAGCAACAUGCGCCAGAUCCUGCUGCCCGCCGCUGGCACCUGGUACCACGCAGCCUGUGCCAUGUUCCAGGGUGGAUCUCAGACUGGAAAUACACCACAGCAGCUGAGUGAGGUGAUGCAACUGUGCUCAGAUGUUGUGCAGCUGGUCACAUCAUCAGAGAUUGUGGCAAGAGGUGAACAUCAAGAGAGCAUCACCGUGCUGCACAGUAAACUGAAGAAAGCUCAGACCAGCACUAAACAUCUGGCCGAACUGGCAUCAUCUGUACCAGUCACACCCGAUAAACUGGAGGGUCCUUGCAUCCUUUGGGCCCUGUCUGUACAGGUAUUGUUGAAUUCACUAGAUAGGAUCUUGGGUGGUGUGGCAUAUGGUGGAACAGAACAGGCUGUCAGACGUUUGACAAGUCCACAGAGAAGAAUGGGGGUAAUAUCAGAGAACUCUCUGAGGGUCCAGGAAGCAGCCAGACUGACUUCUUCAAUUUGUAAAAACAGAAAUGGUGUUACGAAGAUGAGAGGUCUUCAGGAGGAGGUGAAGGCCCUCACAGAGACCUACCUCCAGGUGACUGAAAACCUCAAUACUGUGCCCCUCUCUGAUAUCCAUCAGCUGGCAAAGUCCGAACUCUUACAGAGGCAGCUGCUUGUCAAGAUGAAGGUGCUGUCUGGUCUUGUUAGUAGGUUUAACAAGGACUACUCUGCCACACUUCAAAACAUCAUCCGCUUGGCAGUUUUGGUGUGCACAGACAGUGAGAGCCCUGAAAAGAUCAAGGAGGUAAAGGCGAAAUUUGAGAGGGAUGCAGAAUCUCUUUUAACUAAUGUGAAAGCAGCCUGUCAGAACAUUCAAGACUUCCUCAAUUACAUUAGGAAUCCCAGGGUUCGAGCUAACCUAAGGUCUAUUAAUGAGCAUCUGUCCUUUCAGAUAUCUGACAUUGUGUGCAGGGCCAGGCAAAUAGUGGAAACUCAGGACUUGGAUGACAUGCACAGUCUGGAAAUUCACAUAGAACAUUGGUCAGCUAAGGCUCACUUCCUUGUGGAAGAGGUGGACAUGGUGGAAGGUGUUCACCAGGCUACCAAACAGCAGGUCAAACUCUAUCUGCAGGGCAGGGAGGCCGAUGAUGCCCAAAACAUCCUCUUAAAAUUUCUGCCAACUCAGAAGGAGACUACAUGUCCACCUGAUCCAGUCAUAGCUUCCUGGGAGGAAAACCAUCCUAAUAUGAACACAAAAACCUCUGAACAGGAUACUCAGAAGCCUCCUAUGCCUAAUCAGGAGCUAAAAAGGGGUGGCACUGGGCUCACUGCCAGCAGGGGGGCACCCUCCCUCACCUACACUUCCCUCUUCCUGAAGAGAGAGACGGACAAGUGGGACGCACAGAACAACCAUGUCAUCCAGGUGACCAGAGCCAUGGCUGAGAAGAUCUACCACAUGACCCAGUACUUGCGCAGGAGAGGGCCCAUACAGAGCAAAGAGGUGUUCGUCACCACAGCCAAAGAUAUAGUGUCCAGUUGCCGGACCGUGACCCAGUUUGUCAGGGUCAUUGCUGACCACUCCCUGAAUGAGCGCAGUAGGGAGGACCUCUGUCUCAUAUUGGAGAAGAUUCUCACCACCACCAACCAGCUCACUAUUAUCUCCAGUGUGAAUGCCUUGACCCCUGGUAGUAAGUCCUCAGAUGAAAUCCUGGUGAAGAAUGCCCAGAACCUGCUGUUGAUCAUCCUGCAGGGAGUGCAAGCAGCUGAGACGGCCUGUAUUAAGGGACUGAGACAGCCAGAGCCUAACUCGGAUGGAGCUGAGGCAGCGGCUCUGUGCCUCCAGUGGAGAAGGAAUCUUCAGAUUCACCGGGCCCAGCAGAACUCCAACCCAGACACCGAUGACCUCGGCCUCCGGAAGACGUCCCUGCACCCACCCGCGCCCAGCCUGGCCCCUCCCAUUCAAAUUCAGGGGACCCUCAAGUGGCCAUCAUGAUGUCGUGACGACCUUGCGUAAGAAGGAUAUCACUGACGGUGCUAUACACCCAUAAUGCCUCUGUGGAUUUACUGUAACCAUUAGACGAAAAAUCAUCUGUAAUGCGGCUGCAGCCCUUCUAAGACACUCGAUUCCACUGCAGCACUUCUCUGGCAAACUGGGGCUCCACAGGCUGCCUGCAUCAGUGAUUAUACAUCAGUUACUGCACAGCUCAGCUUGUGGAUUGUGGAGCAAAAAGAAGCGUUGGCAACACUGUUUGUAGGAGAUUACUGUAGUGAUGAGACUGGCUUGUGCACAUGACAGGGAUUCCAAAUUUGUUAAACAAGUUUUUUCCCAUGGUACAGAAAACCGAUGAAGGACAUAGAGGGUUCUUCUCUGAGGAACAAAAACCCGGUAUUGCAAAGAAUGAAUGAAUUCAAAGCUGUAAGAACAAUAUCCCCAUGUAACUGUACUGCAGACUGUGGGAGUGUGUCCGGUUGGGUGAUACACCAUUUUAUGUUCCGUCCUAAUCAACUUCAGUAGUACAUGCCAGCAUGGCUAAGGAAGUAAUUUGCUUUGGUCAAUUCAGUAAGUACGCUUGGCCUUGAGUUCACUUGGUAGAAAAAUAAAUGAAACACGGAAGUUGCCACACUGCAACUCAGUU